AUGGCUACGUUCAAGGAGCUCCGAAAGGAGCAGUUCGGUCAGCUCGCCGCGCUCGAGGGCCAGAUCGAAGGGCUCCAGCAGGAGCUGGCCGGCGAGAGGGCCCGGUCGCAGGGCGUACAGGAGCAGGUGGGCGAAGCACGGCUCGCGUACGAGCAGAAGGAGCGCGAACUCCAGGAGAUGCUGCGAAUUGCGCGCGAGGAGGCGUCGGCCCUGGAGAGCGCGGCGGCCCGAGCGGGCACGCGAGAGAGCGAGAUGGCGACGCGACUUGACGAGCUGGAGGCGCAGCUGGCGCGUCGAUCGGAGGAGGAGGCGGUGGUGAUUCCAAGCGCGGCGGCCGCCCAGCGGAGCGACGAGGAUCGAGAGGCGCGCCUUCGCGAGCGAGAAGAAGAAAUGCGAACAGCGACGGAGGAGUGGGAGCGAGAGCGAGGGGAACGCGAUGCGCGCGUCGAGGCGCUCACCGCGCAGCUCACCCGGGCGAACGGAGAGCUGGCGCAGCUCAAGGCGGCACUGGCGGAAGGCGAAGAGCGGGCAAGGCUCACCGAGGAACGGGCGGCAGUUGCAGAGCGGACCCUGGCGACGGCCACGGCAGAGUGGGCCGAGCGCCAGGGCCAGGCCGAGCGACUCUACGCCGAGCAAGGCGCCGCGUUGGCCGAGCUGGGGGCGCGACUGGCCGCCUUUGAGGAGAGGCUGCCCGAAAUCGAGAGCCGGGCCGUACGCCGAGGCCGCGAAGAAGUGCAAGGCGACCUGGAUCGACUGCAGGCCGAGCACGCACUGCUCAGCUCGCAGCUGAAGCAAGCGGAGAAGGAGGCCCGAGCAUACAAGGCAGAAGCAGAGGCACUGCGCAAUGAGCUCGCCCAGGUCGCGCAGAAGCCCGCAGGCGCAGCGCUCGCCUCGCACCCCGGCUUUCAGACGAGGAGGAGGCUGGAGCCCGAGAUGCGCGCGGCAGCCGACGUCAGCAGUCCAGCAGCCGCCUCGGCGGACCACGACACGAGAAAGGUAAGGAGGCGCAGCGAGCCCGACAAGGAGCAGGACAUAACCGACCUCCUGCAGAGCGACGACGUGGUCCAGACGCGGCCCCGAACCAUGCCCGCCACAACCAGCGGGCAGAGCCUGCCGGCCGCAGCGUCUGCCGAUCACCGCACCGACCCUGUAGAGUAUUUGAGCGAAGAACUGGUGCUGUAUAUGUUCUCGCGCUUGUCCGCACGCGACUUGCUGUCUCUGACCCGCGUCAAUCGCAAGUACCGGCGAAUUGCGAGCGACGCCUCGCUGUGGCGACCCAAAUGCCAGCGCCUUUGGCACUUUCAAGAGAGCGAAGGCUCCGCCUACACAGACACCGACUGGAAGGAGGUGUACGUCUACCGGCACACCCACUACAAGCAGGUCUCGUGCGUCGUCGUGGGCGACGAGAAUGUCGGAAAGAAAACGCUCAUCACCGCCUUCGAAGGCAUGGUCACGCAAAAGGGGUGGAAGCGGGGCCAGGAGAGGGAACGCUGCACGGUGUGCGUGGAGUCGCUCUUCGGAGUGCCCACCAUGUUCCACCUCACCGUACUGAAAGCAAAUCCGCCGGACCCCUGCUCGGAUCUCAUGCACCAUUUAGCAGACCACCUCACGCGCACGAAGGUCGACGUCUUCCUUCUGUGCGUUCCGGCCAGUGGCAGCGUCGAAGCCACCAAGUCCCGGCUCGAUGCGCUGGAGAGUAAGGUGUUGCCCGCACUGGACGCCCUGUGUCCAGAUGUCCCGCGCAUCCUGGUGGGCACCGAGACCGAUAUCAAGGAGGAGCACUACGACCACAGCCACCCCACGGCGAUCCCCAUGUCCUUCUCCAACUUUGUCGAGAGGCACCACUGCCACGCCGCUGUCCUCACCUCCGCCAUGAGCAAUCGGAACCUCGUGGAGUUGUUCGACAUGGCGCAGAGCUUGGUGGCCACCCCGAACCUCAGGCUCAAGGUGUCGCACGACCAGGUCGUGGUCAUGAACCAAACCAUCCGCAGCAAGGAGAGGAAGCCGCCACGGAGCACGGCGCUCGGACCCAGGGCGUCGACCCAGUACGGCCACCCCGACGCGGUGGCCCCGCUGCCCACGCCCCUCCAGACGUCGCCGUCGUCGCCCAGGCGGCAGGGCGGCGCGCCCGCAAGGGGUGCUGCCUCGCCCUACGUCGCUCCGGCCACGGCCACGCCCUCGCCGUCCACGCCCUACGGCGGCCGGGGAGGACCGAGCGCCACGCCCUACACGCCCUACGGCGCCUCGUCGUCGUCCCUCUUCACACCGUCGCCGUCGACGCCGGCCGACGGCCCGCCGCUGUCGCCCUACCUCUACAACCAUCCCGUCUCGCAAUCGACCCCGCUCCCCACCACUGGUGCGGGCUCGCCCCUGGCGUCGGCGGCGUCGACGGGAACCACCACGCCCGGGAGCACGACGCGUAAUUGGCGGCGCUUGCGGUCCUCCGCCUCCGACACGCCUCGCUCCCAACGCGACAACAAGUGCGCCCUCCAGUGA
Acanthamoeba castellanii str. Neff is the source of this 2496-nucleotide messenger RNA. RefSeq names its product Fbox domain containing protein. The transcript has 10 exons. The coding region runs from base 1 to 2496 and encodes 831 amino acids. Gene Ontology annotation, biological process: small GTPase-mediated signal transduction. Gene Ontology annotation, molecular function: GTPase activity; GTP binding; protein binding. The record is from RefSeq and is a predicted model, not a curated record. NCBI's taxonomy places the organism in Eukaryota, Discosea, Longamoebia, Acanthamoebidae.